CCGAGAUCUGAGGGAGACGACCGCACCUAUCAUUGUGCUUCGAUUUUGUGAAUAAUCGUUAUGAAAACUAUUGCAUAUUAUAUAUUUUGAUAAUUAAACCAAAUAAAAAUGAAAUAUAGCUUAGACUGUAUUUUAUGUUUUUUAUUGCUGGCACUGUUUUGUCGGUCACAAGCGAGAGAAGUACCAUCACCUCCGUAUAUCGUCAAACAACCGCCCACAGACGAAGUACUUUUCCAAGUCGAAUCGAACGGCGAAAAUGACAAACCAUUCUACAUCGAAUGCGAAGCCAUAGGAGAACCGGCCCCUAAAUACUACUGGAUCAAAAACGGCAAGCCCUUCACCUGGCAGACCUACGACGACAGGAUAUCCCAGCAAACGGGCCGGGGCACCCUCUCCAUCACCAAGCCGUCCGACGUCGACCUGGGCCAGUACCAAUGCUUCGCCGAGAACCAGUACGGCAUAGCCACCUCGAACUCCGUGUUCAUGCGCAAGGCCGAGCUCAACUCCUUCAAGACCACGCAGCCGUUGACGUUGACCGGUAACGAGGGCGAGCCCUUCAAGCUCACGUGCCAGCCGCCCGACGGUUGGCCGAAGCCGAUCGUGCACUGGAUCUACCUGUACAGCAACGGGGCGUUCAAGACCAUCAACAGCUCCAGGAUGACGCUCGACCCGGAGGGCAACCUCUGGUUCGCCUACCUGACCCAAGAGGACACCGUCAACAAUUUCAAGUACGCGUGCGCCGCGACGUCGCCCACGAAGUUCGAAUACAAGUACGGUAAUAUCGUGUUGCUGCAUGUGCUGUCCUCCGGAGUGUCCGCUCUGCAGAACAAGCACGAACCGGUGUUGCAGUACGUCACCAGGAAGAACGAGGUCGCUUACAGGGGUAAAAGGGCCGAGCUCUUCUGCAUAUUCGGUGGCACUCCUUUGCCUCAGACCGUGUGGAAGAAGGGCGGUCAAUUGGUACAAACAUCGGACCGAAUAACGACAGGGAAUUACGGGAAAUCCCUGAUUAUCAAAGUUAUCGAUUUCGACGACGAGGGCAGUUACACGUGCGACGUCAGCAACGGAGUCGGCGCGGCCAAAUCGUAUUCCAUCAACCUCAAAGUGUUCGCCGUUCCUUAUUUCAUUGAGGAGCCUCAAAGGGUCAACGCGGCCGAAGACGAGACCAUCGAGUUCCGAUGCUCGGCCGGAGGUAUGCCGGAGCCGCAAAUUAAAUGGAUACACAACGGGAAACCUAUCGAACAAGCUCCUUACAAUCCCAGGAGAAGCGUGGACACCAACAAAAUCACCAUCAGAGGUUUGACGAAGAACGAUACCGGAAAUUACGGUUGUAACGCGACCAACAGUUUAGGUUACGUGUACAAAGACGUAUACGUCAACGUUUUAGCUUUGCCGCCCGAAAUUACCGAGGCGCCAAGAGACACGCAAGCUGUGGACAAUCAGAACGUCACUUUGACGUGCAGAGUUCUCGGGGCUCCGAAACCGAACGUGAAAUGGAUCCAAAACGGCAGGGAACUCACCGGAGGAAAAUACGACGUCCAACGCAACGGCGAUUUGGUCAUAGCGGGCGUACAAUUCAACGACAAAGGCAAUUACACGUGCUACGCCGAAAAUAAAUUGGGAAAAACCAACGCCAGCGCGGUCUUGGACAUAAAAUCUCAUACUUACAUCACGGACGGUCCCGAAGACUACGAAGUAGAAGCCAGGACGCCGGCGACGUUUAGAUGUAACGCAGUGGCCGACGAAUCGCUGCACCUCGAGAUAAUAUGGUUGAAAGGCGACCAGCCCAUCGACUUCGAAAGCGAACCGCGUUUCGUCAAAUCCUCCGAUUACUCGUUGACCAUUACGAAGACUCACGAAUUGGACACGGGAUUGUACACGUGCUUGGCCCGCACCGAAUUGGACGAGGCCUCCGCGAAAGCGCAGCUCACCGUGCAGGACAUCCCGAAUCCGCCGGUCAUACUGAGCAUGAAAUGCAACACGAAAGACGCCACGAUCGAGUGGAAGGCCACCGGAGACAACAGAGCGACCAUUAAUUAUUUCAUCAUUCAGUAUAACACUAGUUUUAUACCGGAGGAAUGGAAGGAUUUCCGAAACGUACCGUCGGCUGACAGUACUUACAACGUCCCUUUGAAGCCUUGGGCCAAUUAUACGUUUAGAGUUAUUGCUGUUAAUAAAAUUGGACAAUCGAAGCCUUCUUCGCAUUCGGAAGUUUGUUCUACGGAACCAGAGGUACCGCACAAAAAUCCCGAAAACGUGAAAGGCGAAGGAGACCGACCCGAUAAUUUAGUGAUAUCCUGGACGCCUAUGCCCCAAAUCGAGCACGGCGGACCCGGCUUCAAAUAUCGCAUCGGAUGGAAACGAGCAAUCGACGGCAUAGAUUACGAAUACAAAGACAUUUACGAUUACAAACAGGACAGAUACGUGGUGCCCAAUCAGCCCUCCUACAAGGAGUACAAAAUCGUCGUAAUGGCGGCUAAUGAAAUAGGUAACGCGAACGUGGCGCCGCAAGAAGUGAUCGGCUAUUCGGGCGAGAGCGAACCAGAGAAAGCUCCCACUAAUUUCACGUUGUUAGCCAUCCAAGGGCCGACGAUAGCGUUGUUGAGUUGGGACCCGGUACCCAUCGAAUCCGUCAGGGGCCACUUCAAAGGCUACAAGAUCAAAACGUGGAGCGAAACGUCUCUGAUCGCCAAAGAGAUCCAAGUGCAAGGCGGCAACUCCAAAGCGCUGGUAUCGAAUUUCGACCCUUACACGCAAAAUUACGCGCAAGUGUACGUGUUCAACGAGAAAUACAACGGCCCGCCGAGCCUGACGCUCAAGUUCGACACGCCCGAAGGCAAGCCGGGCGAAAUGCAGGACCUGGAAGCCUACCCGCUCGGCUCCACGGGCUUCAUGCUGAAAUGGGAGAAACCGGACAAACCGAACGGCAUACUCACCGGCUACAACAUCUACUGGUCCAAAGUCGAUCCCUUCAUGAAGGUCGACGAGCCGAAUCCCCGCAAGCCCCAGAUCACCGAUCCCAACUUGAAGCGCGCCAAGCUCGGCGGCCUCGCCCCCGGCACCAAGUACCGCAUCUACAUAGCGGCCACAACGAAAGCGGGCGAAUCGAAGCGGUACUUCAUCGAACGAACGACGCGCCAACAGGGCAACCACAAGCCAUCGAAACCGACGUUCGAAUGGUACAUCGUCAAACCGGGCCCGCCCAGCUCCAUCAGAGUCCACUGGCUGCCGGCCGAGGACGGUCGCGGCGGCACGCACUUCUUCGUCAAGUACCGCAAGCAGGGCGAAUCGAGCUGGGAGCACUCGCGCCACGAGAAGAACGAAGAUUGGAUCGUCGUGUCCGGCUUGGAGGAUUCCACGACGUACGAAUUCAUGGUGACGUCCGUCGACGGGCCCAGCUCGCAAUUCUACACCGACAGCGACGUGCAGGAGGUGAACACCUACGACAUCGAGGGGCCCAUCAUCAAGGCGAAGGAGAACGUCGCCACGGCCGGCUGGUUCAUCGGCAUGAUGCUCGCCAUAGCUUUCUUGCUGCUGGUGUUGAUUAUCGUUUGCAUCGUGAAGAGGAACCGCGGCGGGAAGUACGCGGUGCACGAAAGGGAGCAGGCCAACGGCAGGCACGAUUAUCCCGACGAAGGAGGUUUCCACGAAUAUUCGCAACCAUUGGACAAUAAAUCGCACGGCCGUGCUUCCAUGAGCAGCGAUCACAAACAAGGACCUGAGAGCGAUACAGAUUCAAUGGCGGAAUACGGCGAUGGUGACACAGGUCGAUUUACCGAGGAUGGAUCGUUCAUAGGACAGUACGUGCCCAGCAAUAUGAAGCAACUAGGUAUGGCUUCGGCCGCGCAGGGAUCGAACAAUAACCCAAUGGGCACUUACGUUUAGGUGAAUCGUGAAUGUGAAUUAGCUUUUAUGUGUUGCAACUCCUUUGAAAACAAACUCUCUCGAAUCUAUUGUAAAAUUCAAUCUACCGAGUUAAAUGCCAUUAGAAAUGUGUUCUUUUGUCGCGAACAAACGCCACGGUUUUUUUAUAUUGAUUUCGUCCAUAUCAAUAAGCUCUAAUUACUGUCAUAAUCAAAAUAACCGAUAUGUGUAUAAUGUAGUAGUGUUAGGGAAUUAUUUCGUUGAAAAUCGUUUGUAGCGUUUAUACAGGAUAUUCCAAUGGUUUCUAAUUGACAGUAAAAUCCACGUAAGCGGAAUUAAUUGCUCAUUAUUUAACAACUCUAUUGACCAAAAAGUAUUCUCCGACUUAUGAUUAAUUGGAUUUUACUGUACCUGCUUUCGUUAUUCAAUUCUCAUUUGAUAAGACUAAAUAUGUAUAUUUUUUUAUUUUUAUAUAAUUAAUUUCGAUCAAGGAAACGGUGUAUUCUGUAUAUUUAAACUCCUGUUCAAAAUUAAAGCGCUACUUUAUUAUUAUCAUUAUUUUUGGUGCUCUAAUUUCGAACAGGAGUGUAGAUACUCGAACCAGAAAUAAUGUAGAGUUUAUUAACAUUAAGAUAUGAGCUCUGAAUCAUUUCCGGUCUUUUGAGUACUAUAAUUUAAAUUAUUAUUAGACAUAUGGACGGCAGCAGGAUAAUUGAAACAUCGGUAAUUCUCCUGUUCCUUCCUGUGAGUGCCACAAUUUAUCUAGUGGUAGCUUAAUUGUAUUAAUACUGUCCUUUUUAUAUUUUCCCGACACUGCCUUAUUUUACGGAAUUUAGUUAAGAGUUGACUAUUUUCUAAAUUUUAUUCAUUGAGUAGUUGUUUUUUGAACUGGAACUUAAGCAUCACACAGGUGCGCAUAAUUACCGGGCUUUAUUUUUUUUUCGUUAGCAGUACGUUAGCAGGGUAAUACACAUAAAAAAUGGUUCUUAUAUUACAUUCGCGUUAAUCUGGCAAUGAUGUCACGAUUACUUAAUCAUAUAAUCAUCAAAUGUGAAUGUGAUUUACUUAGAAACAUCGUAAUAUUUAGGUUUAUGAUAUCAUGGAAUCGGAUAUUAUUCGAAGUUGGAUUUAAAAGUGUUAAACUCUGAAUAAUUUUUGGUUCAAGUGCGGAUUAGCGCGAUGAAAAGUCUACAUACAAUAGCCCAACUUGUUUUCGUUAUAAAAUUCUAAUUCUAUUAGUAAGUAGUGACUCUUUAAUAUUACAUUUGAUGACUUUCUUCGUCGAGAAGAAGUAAAGUUAUUUGUUUGAUGCAGGAUAAUAUAUCGCAAAGUACUAUUCGAAUCUUCCGAAAAUCGUUCGCUGGAAGUGCAAAGCUUCUGCUUCCUAGACUUGAAAUACAAUUGUGUUCUAUUUUCUGAUAUAUUAUCGUAUGCUGUGUAUUUAACAGGGUUUUUCUGUUGUUAUCCGACCGAUCAGACGUUUGUUUUAGACACCGAUAAAGUCUAAAAGAUCAUAAUGAUACUCCGAUUUUUUAUUUUCAAUUGACAAAGGUCUGAUUGGACUUUAUGAUGAUCCUGUACGUACCUAUACAUAAGUAUGUAUGUCUGUAUGAUUGAAUGUAUUUCUAGAUAAUAAUGUAGUAAUUCUGACUAUUUUGCUGAAAAUUUACGGCUUUUGCGGCCAAAAUUUACAUUGUAAAUCAAUAGAAUCUAUUGAUUUGAUUGUAAAUUUUUCUGAAUGCAGUAAAGAUUUGUCUUAUUUUCAAAUGAUGUCCGUAAUGGCCACUUUUUUUGUUUUUCACUCAGCGUUAAUGGAAGAAACAGUCAAUUAAAUUACAACCCGAUAACGCUGGUUAUUUGAUUUAAGACAAAUUCUAUCCGUUUGCGACACUGACGUAAUAUUUUACAAAUAAUUUUGACGUCGUCAAAAUGCCAGUUUUUGUAAAACAUCAGAAAUGAGGACAAUAUCAAAUCCAUUGACAAUAAAAGCGUUAUUAUUGCACAAAAACUGUAGCUACUUUUACAGUACAUGUGAUGUACAUCUAAUCGUAGAUACUCGCUCUCUAGUUUUUCUCGUGAAACAAAAUUCGUUUAUAGGCAAAAGGCGCUGCAAUCGGUUGUAAUAAGGUUCGUUUCUGCACCCGUUUCUGACUGUUUUCCAAACGAUUGCGCUUGCUUGGCUCAGCUCAUUUCAACAAGCCAAUGAGAGUAGAACGAGUACAAAAACUGACCUGAUGCUUAAAUGAAUUUAAGUGUAAUUACUGUGUCUCAGUGUCGCAAUGGUUCGUUUGAAUGUAUUUAAUAAUUGUCGUAAAUUGCGAGUGGAGAAUGAAACAGGCGGUGCUAAUAUUAUCGUGUUAAUUUUGGGCAAUUUAUUGCUUGUUGUGUUUAAGAAGAAUCUCUCAUUUUGCAGCUGAACGUUCUUAUUAUUUCUGGGACUAUUUCGACAUUUAAUGGAUAAUGGCUUCUUUCCGUGCGUGUGAAAUAUAAAGGGAUAUUUUGUAAGCACUCUACUUUUUUUUAUAUGUAUGUAUUUGCAAAAUUGCAGGAAUAUUGCUUUGCACUGUUGUUGGUUAGGUAAUAUAUUUUAAUAUAUUUAUAAUUAACAAACAUUUAACAUUAUAACUGCGUUGCUAGUUAUCGGCUAAAAUUAAUUAUAUUUUUUGUACAAAUAAAAGUUAACGAGAUCUGUAUCAAGCAGCUGAAAGUUGUAUGUGUAUGUAUAUAUAGAGUGUCUCCAAAGGUCCAUUAUGUACUCUUUUUUUUUUCUUAACUAUAUUAUUUAAUAAUAUUUAUAUAUUUUGUACGUUUAUUAUUAUUCAGGAAUCCACCUUAAUGAAACCUGUUACAUUCCGACUAUAAUUUUGCGUGGAUAAAAAAAUGUAGAAAAAUACAAACGGCUUUUGGAAACACCCCUGUAUAUUGUAUUUAUAUUGUCUAAUUUUUUUUGCUUUAUUCUCAACACUACCAACUAAUUUGGUUAAUUUUCGUUUUUCAAGUUUACAUAUAGUGAUUUAGGCAACUAUUUUUUCGCCAUAAAACUGGAAAUGGUUGAUAUUUAGUUGUAGAUUUUUUAUACAAAACUGAUUUGAAAAAUAUUGAAAAUUGUCAUAUUUUUUGCACAAUAAAAUAUUAUUAAAAA
This is a messenger RNA of Phyllotreta striolata, 7006 nucleotides long. The record is from the annotation of a GenBank genome assembly. Lineage: Eukaryota; Metazoa; Arthropoda; Insecta; Coleoptera; Chrysomelidae.